GGGCUCAACUGGGAGAAUGAAUGCGGGUGGGCCUUGGCAGGCUCAUCUCUGGUUGCGUUCAAUUCAUCACCUGCGUGAAGUGGCAAUGUUGGCCAUGGCUGAAUCAAAAGCGAACAACGAAGAUGAUGACUACAUGGGUGACCUUUCUAGGUUUCUUCCUACCGAUUCUAUUCAACCUCCAAAUCCAAACACUUCUUCAAAAUGGAUUUCUGACAAAAAAGGUCCUUCAAUAAACUCUUCCAAGAGUCAAUUGAAAGCUCUAAACUGGCAAGAACGGCGAAAAAUUGAAAGAGAAAGGAAGCAAAUACAAGAGGAUGAACAAACAUUAGCAAAAGUUGAAGCUCCAAUACCACAAUCCAACAUUGGGUUUAAGCUUCUCCAAAAUAUGGGUUAUACUCCAGGUUCUGCCCUUGGCAAGGAGGGCUCAGGCAGGGCUGAACCGGUAGGGAUUGAAAUUCGACGGUCACGAGCUGGUAUAGGCUUAGAGGAUCCCCAUAAGGAGAAGAAGAAAAGGGAGGAAAUCACAAUCCACAGGAAAAGGAGGAAUGAGGAGGCUCUGAUGGAAGAAUUUGGGUCUAGGCAGAAAUCGCGGUGGAAGAGUAGGAGAGUUAUUGUUAAUUUUAAUAAGGCUAAGGCUGCCCUUGACCAAUUGGAGAAUCGGGAAAUUGUAGAGCCACCAAAGAAUGAGGAUGAUGCCGAGGCUGAAGAUGAAGAAGAGGAAGAAGAAAUAACAGAAGAGGACUUGCUCGAUGUUUUGAUGAAACUGAGGGAUGAGUACAAUUACUGCCUCUUCUGCGGAUGUAAAUAUGAAUCAAGUUCUGUCCUCUUGGAUAACUGCCCUGGAAUCAAUGAAGAUGACCACUGAAUUUAGGUCUCUUAAGUACAACAGACUCUAUCUUGUUUGCUCUUUUUGUCAAGCAAUCACUGAUAGCUCUAAAUGAUCUGAAAAUUUAUUAGUGUAUCUAUCUCUCUUAAAGUUUAGUGGUCUCAAUUUGGUAAAUUAUGACUUUUUUUUUAAUCUGUCAUUUGAUGUUGAAAAUGAACUAAUGCAGACUUCAUUUACUUCUCUGCUAAACUGAUUUUCAAGUUGCACCCUUCCACAAAUUAUUGGCAAAAGCAAGGUCUCAUUGCCAUCAACACCACUCUAUGUCCAUUCAACCAGCUCUGUUGCCUUAUAAUAAUCGGUAAGGAGCCACAAUUCUUCAGCAGCAGCAGCAGCUUGUGUUUCAUUUGAUUGACCCUGGCAAUUAUACAACUGAAAUCGAAAGUUUAAAUUUAAAUUCCAGAGACCUGAUAUCUUUUCAAUGCCAUUGUAAGAGUAUUUUGAGUACAAAUACAUCGUUAAAUAUCGCAAGUCAUUGAAUACUAUUA
Messenger RNA from Lathyrus oleraceus (garden pea), 1371 nucleotides. RefSeq lists its product as uncharacterized. The transcript has 4 exons. Gene Ontology annotation, molecular function: nucleic acid binding. The record is from RefSeq and is a predicted model, not a curated record. Gene Ontology annotation, cellular component: kinetochore. Lineage: Eukaryota; Viridiplantae; Streptophyta; Magnoliopsida; Fabales; Fabaceae. The coding region runs from base 17 to 865 and encodes 282 amino acids.